Molecule: messenger RNA, 1157 nt
Organism: Amborella trichopoda
Lineage: Eukaryota; Viridiplantae; Streptophyta; Magnoliopsida; Amborellales; Amborellaceae
Gene: CCB1
Product: cofactor assembly of complex C
Source: RefSeq, a predicted model, not a curated record
GAGAAAUAGUGAGAUAAAUGGAAGAAGCUGAGGUCGAGGGUUCAAAUCCUUAAAUGAGUAAUCACUUUCAACGGUCGCUUGGGCCUUUAACAGGCUUUUUUUUUUUUAUCUUUGCAGAUGAUGAAAGAUGGCUGCUCUUCUUUCUCUCUCAUCCUCGACCACCAUUAUUUCUCUUUCAUCUUCUCCUACUCUCUCUCUCCUCCCGAAUUGGCCGAGACCCACUUUGAAUCGCAGGCUGAAUUUGCAGAAAAGAGAGAAGAAACGUCAGAGGUUAAUUACAGCGAGUUUCUCUCCUGAUCCUCUCAUGCCCUCCUUUCUCUUACACGAAAAUGUUGGGUAUUCCCAGGCCAGCUACUACACCUCUCUCGGCCUCUUUGUCAUUUCAGUUCCUGGACUCUGGUCUCUCAUCAAGCGCUCUGUUAAAUCCAAGAUUGUGCAGAAAACUUUUGUGGGGAGUGAGAAAGAGGAGGGGAAGAAGGCCCCCAGUCAAAUUGCAGGCGAAAUACUUUCCUUCUUCACUCGCAACAAUUUCAUUGUUUCAGACAGGGGAGAAGCCAUCACGUUCGAAGGCAUGAUGGUUCCAAGCAGGGGGCAGGCUGCAUUGCUUACAUUUUGUACAUGCAUCAGUUUGGCAAGUGUUGCUCUUGUUCUUACUAUUACCAUACCUGAAGGGGGCAAUAGGUGGUUCUGGUUAACAGCUUUGAGUCCUCUAGCUGGGGCUUACUAUUGGAAACGAGCAUCUCGAAAGGAACAAAUCAAGGUUAAGAUGAUUCUAGCAGAAGAUGGUUCUCUUUCAGAGAUCAUUGUUCAAGGGGACGAUGAGCAAGUAGAACAAAUGCGGAAGGAACUUAAUCUUAUGGAGAAAGGGAUGGUAUAUGUUAAGGGCAUCUUCGAACGAUAAGGUGAUUUGUAUUGCUAUUUUUUUGUAGGCAAGAGGGAAAGCAACAAGCUAAGAGUAUGAAAGAAAGGGUUCUACAACACUCACUGUGGAUUUAUUUUUGCAGUGCUAAAUGGCCCCUUGAGUUAGGACAUAGUGGGUGAAACAAAUAGUCAAGGCAGAGCAAUGGCUCUCUAUUCUUUCUUCUGGAAACAAGUAAUAAAUGUCAUUUCAUCAUCUUUUCCUGUGAAAUAUUUAGAGGGUAUUGUUGAGGAGGAUU